AUGGUUGAUUAUAUAAAACACGAAAUCAAAGAAACAACAGAUUUGGUUACAUUAGCUGAUUUAUUUGUUAAAAUGGGAGAAUACGAGAGAGCUAAAAUCUACUACAUGAAAUUUGAAAGUGAAUUGUCAAGUGAUGAUAUCAAUAGAAAACGUGUAUUUGAUGGCCUUUCUAGCUUAGCUGAUAUUGAAGGAAACUACCUUAUUUCAAUGAACAAGUACUCAAAAGCACAUGAAUGUUUCAACGAGCAACUAGAAUUAUGUAAAAAUUUACCAAGUCACCAUCCACAGUAUGGCAAGUGUUAUGCAAAUAUUGCAAAUUUAAAUGAACUUGAAGGACAAAAACAUCUCGCUCUGGAGAAUUAUCAAAAAGCAUACAAAGUCUAUAUGCAAUCGCUUCCAGCUUAUCACCCCGAUACAACCAAAGUAGAACAGUCUAUUGAAAAUCUAUCAUCUCAAAACAAAACAAUACUACCAUCAUUCGAUGGGCAGAAUAUCCUUCAAACGAUUGAAACGUCUGAAGAAAAAUUAGAAACUAAUAAAAAUACUGAAACAUUUCUCAUCGUUUGGCUUGAUGCACAUGUCAAUAAAACACAAGAUAAUGAAAAGACAUACAAUGCGUUACGUUCAAGUGUUAAUUACAUUCAAAUAUUUGACAAUUUACAAGAAGGUGAAGCAUACAUUCGAAGUAUUGAACGUGAAAAAAUUGUCUUAAUUGUAUCUGGUGGCUAUGGAAGAGAAAUUGUACCACGAAUUCACGAUUUGAUACAAGUAAAUUGUAUCUAUGUUUAUUGUUAUGACAAAGCACGUCAUGAAGAAUGGUCAAAGGAUUUUUCAAAGAUACGAUCAAUCAUUACCAAACGAAGACAGUUGAUCGAUGAAAUCACUGAAGAUCAGAAAAUCCGUAAUCUAACCGAAGAUACUGUUCCAAUGAGUAUUCUAAAUCGUACAGCAGUAGCUAAAGAAACAACAGCUAAAGAUAUUUCAAAAGAAAUGGGUUCAAUUCUAUGGUUUCAACUAUUGAUCGAUGUUCUACUACGUAUGACACAUACUAAUGAUGCUAAAACAGAACUAAUACAAACCUGGCGAGAAAAUUACAUGGGAAAUUCAUCUGAAUUACGUAUUAUUGAAGAAUUUGAAAGUCAAUUUAAGCGAGACAAAGCUGUCUGGUGGUACACUCGUCAGUCUUCACUGUAUCGUAUACUGAACAAAGCCCUGAGAGAACAAUCCAUCGACACCAUAUUUGCAUUUCGUUUUUUCCUAACUGAACUAUCAAAACAAGUAUCACAAAUAUAUCAUUCUUAUAUGAAUCAUAUAAAAUUAGUAGGUAUACAAAGUAAUGACAAGAACAUCAUUCAUGUUUAUCGUGGGCAAGUUAUUGCAAAAGAAGAACUUGAACACAUGCAAGCUAGUAUUGGUGGUUUUAUCUCUAUCAAUAGUUUUUUUUCAACAAGUCGAAGUAAAACAAAAGCACGACAAUUUGCAAAGCAAUCAACUGUAACUGAAAAUCUCAAUCGUGUAUUAUUUCAAAUUGAAAUCGAUCCUUAUUUACCAACAAAACCUUUUGCUGAUAUUGAAGGAAUUAGUUACUAUCCAGGUGAACAAGAAAUCUUAUUCAUGCUUGGAUCGAUAUUUCGUAUCAAUAAAAUCGAUUAUGAUGAUCAAGAUGCAUUAUGGAUAUUGAGUAUGAGUCUUUGUAGCGAAAAUGAUUUUGAAUUAAAAGAACUUUUCGUGUAUCUGAAAAAAGAUAUUGGAGAAGAAACAUCAAUGGUGACAUUAGGCAAUCUUCUAGUUCAAAUGGGUGAAUAUGAUAAAGCUGAACGAGUAUUUCUAAGAAUUAAGCAUCGCGAAGGACUUAUCGAAGUUGCAGAACAGAAGGGAAACUUUCAUUUAGCAAUGAAAAGGUAUAAAUAUGCUAUUGAUCAUUACAAAAAUGCAUUGGAACUUCGUCGUGAACUCCUUCCUGUAUCACAUCCAGAUAUUGCUAAAAGUUACAGUUCAAUCGCAAUGGCAUAUGAAUUUUGGAAACAACAUGCAAAAGCCAUUGACUACUAUCAGUGUUCAAUUGAACAAUAUAAGCGUACAAUGAAAGACAAUCAUCCAUUGGUUAUACAAACUAAAAAUAAUUUACUAAGGCUACAAGAACGAAAAAAUCAUUGA
Messenger RNA from Rotaria sp. Silwood1, 2157 nucleotides. The record is from the annotation of a GenBank genome assembly. Lineage: Eukaryota; Metazoa; Rotifera; Eurotatoria; Philodinida; Philodinidae.